AAGGACCAAUAACAUAAUGAUUUGGACAACUCGACUUGCCCUAUCAGUUCUCGUAGUGAUCUGCUCCCAGAGCAUAUUCGCUCUAGGUCAGUCACCAUGGCAAAGCGCAAGCAUGGCCGAAAGCUUCAUGACUUACUUUUCUGCUGCUUUAGGACAAUCAGGAGCAUUUACAAAUGAACAGAUGGAUGACAUAGAUACGAUUGCCACAUCUAUCAAGAUGGGUGUAGAUAAAAUGGAGAGAAGCGGAAAGACUUCCCAGAACAAACUGCAAGCAAUGAACAUGGCCUUCGCCUCAGCAGUGGCAGAGAUAGCCAUAGCAGAAGGAGGAGGACAGAGCGCUCAAGUAAAAACUAAUGCUAUUGCCGACGCUUUAGCAUCUGCAUUCCUACAGACGACUGGAGUAGUUAACAGCCAGUUCAUAAACGAAAUCAGAGGCUUAAUUUCCAUGUUCGCUCAGGCAAAUAGCAUUUCCUCGACAUCAGCUUCUGCUAGCGCAUCAGCCGCUGUUGGAACUGGCGGUGCUGGACAAGGAUAUGGCAUCGGAUUGGGUGGACAAGGAGGAGCUGCUCAAGGUGGCGCAGCCGCAGCAGCAGCCGGCGGCCAAGGAGGACAAGGUGGAUUAGGUUCUCAAGGAGCCGGUCAAGGAGGAUAUGGAGCCGGACAAGGAGGAGCUGGUGCCGCUGCCGCUGCAGCUGCAGCCGGAGGAGCUGGCGGUGCAGGACGAGGAGGCUUAGGUGCAGGACAAGGAUAUGGAUCCGGAUUAGGCGGUCAAGGAGGAGCUGGUCAAGGUGGCGCAGCCGCAGCCGCAGCAGCAGCCGGCGGCCAAGGAGGACAAGGUGGAUAUGGUGGAUUAGGUUCUCAAGGAGCCGGUCAAGGAGGAUAUGGAGCCGGACAAGGAGGAGCUGGUGCCGCUGCCGCUGCAGCUGCAGCCGGAGGAGCUGGCGGUGCAGGACGAGGAGGCUUAGGUGCAGGACAAGGAUAUGGAUCCGGAUUAGGCGGUCAAGGAGGAGCUGGUCAAGGUGGCGCAGCCGCAGCCGCAGCAGCAGCCGGCGGCCAAGGAGGACAAGGUGGAUAUGAAGGAUUAGGUUCUCAAGGAGCCGGUCAAGGAGGAUAUGGAGCCGGACAAGGAGGAGCUGGUGCCGCUGCCGCUGCAGCUGCAGCCGGAGGAGCUGGCGGUGCAGGACAAGGAUAUGGAUCCGGAUUAGGCGGUCAAGGAGGAGCUGGUCAAGGUGGCGCAGCCGCAGCCGCAGCAGCAGCCGGCGGCCAAGGAGGACAAGGUGGAUAUGGUGGAUUAGGUUCUCAAGGAGCCGGUCAAGGAGGAUAUGGAGCCGGACAAGGAGGAACUGGUGCCGCUGCUGCUGCAGCUGCAGCCGGAGGAGCUGGCGGUGCAGGACGAGGAGGCUUAGGUGCAGGACAAGGAUAUGGAUCCGGAUUAGGCGGUCAAGGAGGAGCUGGUCAAGGUGGCGCAGCCGCAGCCGCAGCAGCAGCCGGCGGCCAAGGAGGACAAGGUGGAUAUGGUGGAUUAGGUUCUCAAGGAGCCGGUCAAGGAGGAUAUGGAGCCGGACAAGGAGGAGCUGGUGCCGCUGUCGCUGCAGCUGCAGCCGGAGGAGCUGGCGGUGCAGGACGAGGAGGCUUAGGUGCAGGACAAGGAUAUGGAUCCGGAUUAGGCGGUCAAGGAGGAGCUGGUCAAGGUGGCGCAGCCGCAGCCGCAGCAGCAGCAACAGCCGGCAGCCAAGGAGGACAAGGUGGAUAUGGUGGAUUAGGUUCUCAAGGAGCGGGUCAAGGAGGAUAUGGAGCCGGACAAGGAGGAGCUGGUGCCGCUGCCGCUGCAGCUGCAGCCGGAGGAGCUGGCGGUGCAGGACGAGGAGGCUUAGGUGCAGGACAAGGAUAUGGAUCCGGAUUAGGCGGUCAAGGAGGAGCUGGUCAAGGUGGCGCAGCCGCAGCCGCAGCCGGCGGCCAAGGAGGACAAGGUGGAUUAGGUUCUCAAGGAGCCGGUCAAGGAGGAUAUGGAGCCGGACAAGGAGGAGCUGGUGCCGCUGCCGCUGCAGCUGCAGCCGGAGGAGCUGGCGGUGCAGGACGAGGAGGCUUAGGUGCAGGACAAGGAUAUGGAUCCGGAUUAGGCGGUCAAGGAGGAGCUGGUCAAGGUGGCGCAGCCGCAGCCGCAGCAGCAGCCGGCGGCCAAGGAGGACAAGGUGGAUAUGGUGGAUUAGGUUCUCAAGGAGCCGGUCAAGGAGGAUAUGGAGCCGGACAAGGAGGAGCUGGUGCCGCUGCCGCUGCAGCUGCAGCCGGAGGAGCUGGCGGUGCAGGACGAGGAGGCUUAGGUGCAGGACAAGGAUAUGGAUCCGGAUUAGGCGGUCAAGGAGGAGCUGGUCAAGGUGGCGCAGCCGCAGCCGCAGCAGCAGCCGGCGGCCAAGGAGGACAAGGUGGAUAUGAAGGAUUAGGUUCUCAAGGAGCCGGUCAAGGAGGAUAUGGAGCCGGACAAGGAGGAGCUGGUGCCGCUGCCGCUGCAGCUGCAGCCGGAGGAGCUGGCGGUGCAGGACAAGGAUAUGGAUCCGGAUUAGGCGGUCAAGGAGGAGCUGGUCAAGGUGGCGCAGCCGCAGCCGCAGCAGCAGCCGGCGGCCAAGGAGGACAAGGUGGAUAUGGUGGAUUAGGUUCUCAAGGAGCCGGUCAAGGAGGAUAUGGAGCCGGACAAGGAGGAACUGGUGCCGCUGGUGCUGCAGCUGCAGCCGGAGGAGCUGGCGGUGCAGGACGAGGAGGCUUAGGUGCAGGACAAGGAUAUGGAUCCGGAUUAGGCGGUCAAGGAGGAGCUGGUCAAGGUGGCGCAGCCGCAGCCGCAGCAGCAGCCGGCGGCCAAGGAGGACAAGGUGGAUAUGGUGGAUUAGGUUCUCAAGGAGCCGGUCAAGGAGGAUAUGGAGCCGGACAAGGAGGAGCUGGUGCCGCUGUCGCUGCAGCUGCAGCCGGAGGAGCUGGCGGUGCAGGACGAGGAGGCUUAGGUGCAGGACAAGGAUAUGGAUCCGGAUUAGGCGGUCAAGGAGGAGCUGGUCAAGGUGGCGCAGCCGCAGCCGCAGCAGCAGCAACAGCCGGCAGCCAAGGAGGACAAGGUGGAUAUGGUGGAUUAGGUUCUCAAGGAGCCGGUCAAGGAGGAUAUGGAGCCGGACAAGGAGGAGCUGGUGCCGCUGCCGCUGCAGCUGCAGCCGGAGGAGCUGGCGGUGCAGGACGAGGAGGCUUAGGUGCAGGACAAGGAUAUGGAUCCGGAUUAGGCGGUCAAGGAGGAGCUGGUCAAGGUGGCGCAGCCGCAGCCGCAGCCGGCGGCCAAGGAGGACAAGGUGGAUUAGGUUCUCAAGGAGCCGGUCAAGGAGGAUAUGGAGCCGGACAAGGAGGAGCUGGUGCCGCUGCCGCUGCAGCUGCAGCCGGAGGAGCUGGCGGUGCAGGACGAGGAAGCGUAGGUGCAGGACAAGGAUAUGGAUCCGGAUUAGGCGGUCAAGGAGGAGCUGGUCAAGGUGGCGCAGCCGCAGCCGCAGCAGCAGCCGGCGGCCAAGGAGGACAAGGUGGAUAUGGUGGAUUAGGUUCUCAAGGAGCCGGUCAAGGAGGAUAUGGAGCCGGACAAGGAGGAGCUGGUGCCGCUGCCGCUGCAGCUGCAGCCGGAGGAGCUGGCGGUGCAGGACGAGGAGGCUUAGGUGCAGGACAAGGAUAUGGAUCCGGAUUAGGCGGUCAAGGAGGAGCUGGUCAAGGUGGCGCAGCCGCAGCCGCAGCAGCAGCCGGCGGCCAAGGAGGACAAGGUGGAUAUGGUGGAUUAGGUUCUCAAGGAGCCGGUCAAGGAGGAUAUGGAGCCGGACAAGGAGGAGCUGGUGCCGCUGCCGCUGCAGCUGCAGCCGGAGGAGCUGGCGGUGCAGGACGAGGAGGCUUAGGUGCAGGACAAGGAUAUGGAUCCGGAUUAGGCGGUCAAGGAGGAGCUGGUCAAGGUGGCGCAGCCGCAGCCGCAGCAGCAGCCGGCGGCCAAGGAGGACAAGGUGGAUAUGGUGGAUUAGGUUCUCAAGGAGCCGGUCAAGGAGGAUAUGGAGCCGGACAAGGAGGAGCUGGUGCCGCUGCCGCUGCAGCCGCAGCCGGAGGAGCUGGUGGUGCAGGACGAGGAGGCUUAGGUGCAGGACAAGGAUAUGGAUCCGGAUUAGGCGGUCAAGGAGGAGCUGGUCAAGGUGGCGCAGCCGCAGCCGCAGCAGCAGCCGGCGGCCAAGGAGGACAAGGUGGAUAUGGUGGAUUAGGUUCUCAAGGAGCCGGUCAAGGAGGAUAUGGAGCCGGACAAGGAGGAGCUGGUGCCGCUGCCGCUGCAGCUGCAGCCGCAGGAGCUGGCGGUGCAGGACGAGGAGGCUUAGGUGCAGGACAAGGAUAUGGAUCCGGAUUAGGCGGUCAAGGAGGAGCUGGUCAAGGUGGCGCAGCCGCAGCCGCAGCAGCAGCCGGCGGCCAAGGAGGACAAGGUGGAUAUGGUGGAUUAGGUUCUCAAGGAGCCGGUCAAGGAGGAUAUGGAGCCGGACAAGGAGGAGCUGGUGCCGCUGCCGCUGCAGCUGCAGCCGGAGGAGCUGGCGGUGCAGGACGAGGAGGCUUAGGUGCAGGACAAGGAUAUGGAUCCGGAUUAGGCGGUCAAGGAGGAGCUGGUCAAGGUGGCGCAGCCGCAGCCGCAGCAGCAGCCGGCGGCCAAGGAGGACAAGGUGGAUAUGGUGGAUUAGGUUCUCAAGGAGCCGGUCAAGGAGGAUAUGGAGCCGGACAAGGAGGAACUGGUGCCGCUGCUGCUGCAGCUGCAGCCGGAGGAGCUGGCGGUGCAGGACGAGGAGGCUUAGGUGCAGGACAAGGAUAUGGAUCCGGAUUAGGCGGUCAAGGAGGAGCUGGUCAAGGUGGCGCAGCCGCAGCCGCAGCAGCAGCCGGCGGCCAAGGAGGACAAGGUGGAUAUGGUGGAUUAGGUUCUCAAGGAGCCGGUCAAGGAGGAUAUGGAGCCGGACAAGGAGGAGCUGGUGCCGCUGUCGCUGCAGCUGCAGCCGGAGGAGCUGGCGGUGCAGGACGAGGAGGCUUAAGUGCAGGACAAGGAUAUGGAUCCGGAUUAGGCGGUCAAGGAGGAGCUGGUCAAGGUGGCGCAGCCGCAGCCGCAGCAGCAGCAACAGCCGGCAGCCAAGGAGGACAAGGUGGAUAUGGUGGAUUAGGUUCUCAAGGAGCCGGUCAAGGAGGAUAUGGAGCCGGACAAGGAGGAGCUGGUGCCGCUGCCGCUGCAGCUGCAGCCGGAGGAGCUGGCGGUGCAGGACGAGGAGGCUUAGGUGCAGGACAAGGAUAUGGAUCCGGAUUAGGCGGUCAAGGAGGAGCUGGUCAAGGUGGCGCAGCCGCAGCCGCAGCCGGCGGCCAAGGAGGACAAGGUGGAUUAGGUUCUCAAGGAGCCGGUCAAGGAGGAUAUGGAGCCGGACAAGGAGGAGCUGGUGCCGCUGCCGCUGCAGCUGCAGCCGGAGGAGCUGGCGGUGCAGGACGAGGAAGCGUAGGUGCAGGACAAGGAUAUGGAUCCGGAUUAGGCGGUCAAGGAGGAGCUGGUCAAGGUGGCGCAGCCGCAGCCGCAGCAGCAGCCGGCGGCCAAGGAGGACAAGGUGGAUAUGGUGGAUUAGGUUCUCAAGGAGCCGGUCAAGGAGGAUAUGGAGCCGGACAAGGAGGAGCUGGUGCCGCUGCCGCUGCAGCUGCAGCCGGAGGAGCUGGCGGUGCAGGACGAGGAGGCUUAGGUGCAGGACAAGGAUAUGGAUCCGGAUUAGGCGGUCAAGGAGGAGCUGGUCAAGGUGGCGCAGCCGCAGCCGCAGCAGCAGCCGGCGGCCAAGGAGGACAAGGUGGAUAUGGUGGAUUAGGUUCUCAAGGAGCCGGUCAAGGAGGAUAUGGAGCCGGACAAGGAGGAGCUGGUGCCGCUGCCGCUGCAGCUGCAGCCGGAGGAGCUGGCGGUGCAGGACGAGGAGGCUUAGGUGCAGGACAAGGAUAUGGAUCCGGAUUAGGCGGUCAAGGAGGAGCUGGUCAAGGUGGCGCAGCCGCAGCCGCAGCAGCAGCCGGCGGCCAAGGAGGACAAGGUGGAUAUGGUGGAUUAGGUUCUCAAGGAGCCGGUCAAGGAGGAUAUGGAGCCGGACAAGGAGGAGCUGGUGCCGCUGCCGCUGCAGCCGCAGCCGGAGGAGCUGGUGGUGCAGGACGAGGAGGCUUAGGUGCAGGACAAGGAUAUGGAUCCGGAUUAGGCGGUCAAGGAGGAGCUGGUCAAGGUGGCGCAGCCGCAGCCGCAGCAGCAGCCGGCGGCCAAGGAGGACAAGGUGGAUAUGGUGGAUUAGGUUCUCAAGGAGCCGGUCAAGGAGGAUAUGGAACCGGACAAGGAGGAGCUGGUGCCGCUGCCGCUGCAGCUGCAGCCGCAGGAGCUGGCGGUGCAGGACGAGGAGGUUUAGGUGCAGGACAAGGAUAUGGAUCCGGAUUAGGCGGUCAAGGAGGAGCUGGUCAAGGUGGCGCAGCCGCAGUCGCAGCAGCAGCCGGCGGCCAAGGAGGACAAGGUGGAUAUGGUGGAUUAGGUUCUCAAGGAGCCGGUCAAGGAGGAUAUGGAGCCGGACAAGGAGGAGCUGGUGCCGCUGCCGCUGCAGCUGCAGCCGGAGGAGCUGGCGGUGCAGGACGAGGAGGCUUAGGUGCAGGACAAGGAUAUGGAUCCGGAUUAGGUGGUCAAGGAGGAGCUGGUCAAGGUGGCGCAGCCGCAGCCGCAGCAGCAGCCGGCGGCCAAGGAGGACAAGGUGGAUAUGGUGGAUUAGGUUCUCAAGGAGCCGGUCGAGGAGGAUAUGGAGCCGGACAAGGAGGAGCUGGUGCCGCUGCCGCUGCAGCUGCAGCCGGAGGAGCUGGCGGUGCAGGACGAGGAGGCUUAGGUGCAGGACAAGGAUAUGGAUCCGGAUUAGGCGGUCAAGGAGGAGCUGGUCAAGGUGGAGCAGCCGCAGCCGCAGCAGCAGCCGGCGGCCAAGGUGGAUAUGGUGGAUUAGGUUCUCAAGGAGCCGGUCAAGGAGGAUAUGGAGCCGGACAAGGAGGAGCUGGUGCCGCUGCCGCUGCAGCUGCAGCCGGAGGAGCUGGCGGUGCAGGACGAGGAGGCUUAGGUGCAGGACAAGGAUAUGGAUCCGGAUUAGGCGGUCAAGGAGGAGCUGGUCAAGGUGGCGCAGCCGCAGCCGCAGCAGCAGCCGGCGGCCAAGGUGGAUAUGGUGGAUUAGGUUCUCAAGGAGCCGGUCAAGGAGGAUAUGGAGCCGGACAAGGAGGAGCUGGUGCCGCUGCCGCUGCAGCUGCAGCCGGAGGAGCUGGCGGUGCAGGACGAGGAGGCUUAGGUGCAGGACAAGGAUAUGGAUCCGGAUUAGGUGGUCAAGGAGGAGCUGGUCAAGGUGGCGCAGCCGCAGCCGCAGCAGCAGCCGGCGGCCAAGGAGGACAAGGUGGAUAUGGUGGAUUAGGUUCUCAAGGAGCCGGUCAAGGAGGAUAUGGAGCCGGACAAGGAGGAGCUGGUGCCGCUGCCGCUGCAGCUGCAGCCGGAGGAGCUGGCGGUGCAGGACGAGGAGGCUUAGGUGCAGGACAAGGAUAUGGAUCCGGAUUAGGCGGUCAAGGAGGAGCUGGUCAAGGUGGAGCAGCCGCAGCCGCAGCAGCAGCCGGCGGCCAAGGUAGAUAUGGUGGAUUAGGUUCUCAAGGAGCCGGUCAAGGAGGAUAUGGAGCCCGACAAGGAGGAGCUGGUGCCGCUGCCGCUGCAGCUGCAGCCGGAGGAGCUGGCGGUGCAGGACGAGGAGGCUUAGGUGCAGGACAAGGAUAUGGAUCCGGAUUAGGCGGUCAAGGAGGAGCUCGUCAAGGUGGCGCAGCCGCAGCCGCAGCAGCAGCCGGCGGCCAAGGUGGACAAGGUGGAUAUGGUGGAUUAGGUUCUCAAGGAGCCGGUCAAGGAGGAUAUGGAGCCGGACAAGGAGGAGCUGGUGCCGCUGCCGCUGCAGCGUCAGCCGGAGGAGCUGGAGGUGCAGGACGAGGAGGCUUAGGUGCAGGUCAAGGAUAUGGAUCCGGAUUAGGUGGUCAAGGAGGAGCUGGUCAAGGUGGCGCAGCCGCAGCCGCAGCAGCAGCCGGCGGCCAAGGAGGACAAGGUGGAUAUGGUGGAUUAGGUUCUCAAGGAGCCGGUCAAGGAGGAUAUGGAGCCGGACAAGGAGGAGCUGGUGCCGCUGCCGCUGCAGCUGCAGCCGGAGGAGCUGGCGGUGCAGGACGAGGAGGCUUAGGUGCAGGACAAGGAUAUGGAUCCGGAUUAGGCGGUCAAGGAGGAGCUGGUCAAGGUGGCGCAGCCGCAGCCGCAGCAGCAGCCGGCGGCCAAGGAGGACAAGGUGGAUAUGGUGGAUUAGGUUCUCAAGGAGCCGGUCAAGGAGGAUAUGGAGCCGGACAAGGAGGAGCUGGUGCCGCUGCCGCUGCAGCUGCAGCCGGAGGAGCUGGCGGUGCAGGACGAGGAGUCUUAGGUGCAGGACAAGGAUAUGGAUCCGGAUUAGGCGGUCAAGGAGGAGCUGGUCAAGGUGGCGCAGCCGCAGCCGCAGCAGCAGCCGGCGGCCAAGGAGGACAAGGUGGAUUAGGUUCUCAAGGAGCCGGUCAAGGAGGAUAUGGAGCCGGACAAGGAGGAGCUGGUGCCGCUGCCGCUGCAGCUGCAGCCGGAGGAGCUGGCGGUGCAGGACGAGGAGGCUUAGGUGCAGGACAAGGAUAUGGAUCCGGAUUAGGCGGUAAAGGAGGAGCUGGUCAAGGUGGCGCAGCCGCAGCCGCAGCAGCAGCCGGCGGCCAAGGAGGACAAGGUGGAUAUGGUGGAUUAGGUUCUCAAGGAGCCGGUCAAGGAGGAUAUGGAGCCGGACAAGGAGGAGCUGGUGCCGCUGCCGCUGCAGCUGCAGCCGGAGGAGCUGGCGGUGCAGGACGAGGAGGCUUAGGUGCAGGACAAGGAUAUGGAUCCGGAUUAGGCGGUCAAGGAGGAGCUGGUCAAGGUGGCGCAGCCGCAGCCGCAGCAGCAGCCGGCGGCCAAGGAGGACAAGGUGGAUAUGGUGGAUUAGGUUCUCAAGGAGCCGGUCAAGGAGGAGCUGGUGCCGCUGCCGCUGCAGCUGCAGCCGGAGGAGCUGGCGGUGCAGGACGAGGAGGCUUAGGUGCAGGACAAGGAUAUGGAUCCGGAUUAGGCGGUCAAGGAGGAGCUGGUCAAGGUGGCGCAGGCGCAGCCGCAGCCGCAGCAGCAGCCGGCGGCCAAGGAGGACAAGGUGGAUUAGGUUCUCAAGGAGCCGGUCAAGGAGGAUAUGGAGCCGGACAAGGAGGAGCUGGUGCCGCUGCCGCUGCAGCUGCAGCCGGAGGAGCUGGCGGUGCAGGACGAGGAGGCUUAGGUGCAGGACAAGGAUAUGGAUCCGGAUUAGGCGGUCAAGGAGGAGCUGGUCAAGGUGGCGCAGCCGCAGCCGCAGCAGCUGCCGGCGGCCAAGGAGGACAAGGUGGAUAUGGUGGAUUAGGUUCUCAAGGAGCCGGUCAAGGAGGAUAUGGAGCCGGACAAGGAGGAGCUGGUGCCGCUGCCGCUGCAGCUGCAGCCGGAGGAGCUGGCGGUGCAGGACGAGGAGGCUUAGGUGCAGGACAAGGAUAUGGAUCCGGAUUAGGCGGUCAAGGAGGAGCUGGUCAAGGUGGCGCAGCCGCAGCCGCAGCAGCAGCCGGCGGCCAAGGAGGACAAGGUGGAUAUGGUGGAUUAGGUUCUCAAGGAGCCGGUCAAGGAGGAUAUGGAGCCGGUCAAGGAGGAUAUGGAGCCGGACAAGGAGGAGCUGGUGCCGCUGCCGCUGCAGCUGCAGCCGGAGGAGCUGGCGGUGCAGGACGAGGAGGCUUAGGUGCAGGACAAGCAUAUGGAUCCGGAUUAGGUGGUCAAGGAGGAGCUGGUCAAGGUGGCGCAGCCGCAGCCGCAGCAGCUGCCGGCGGCCAAGGAGGACAAGGUGGAUAUGGUGGAUUAGGUUCUCAAGGAGCCGGUCAAGGAGGAUAUGGAGCCGGACAAGGAGGAGCUGGUGCCGCUGCCGCUGCAGCUGCAGCCGGAGGAGCUGGCGGUGCAGGACGAGGAGGCUUAGGUGCAGGACAAGGAUAUGGAUCCGGAUUAGGCGGUCAAGGAGGAGCUGGUCAAGGUGGCGCAGCCGCAGCCGCAGCAGCAGCCGGCGGCCAAGGAGGACAAGGUGGAUUAGGUUCUCAAGGAGCCGGUCAAGGAGGAUAUGGAGCCGGACAAGGAGGAGCUGGUGCCGCUGCCGCUGCAGCUGCAGCCGCAGGAGCUGGCGGUGCAGGACGAGGAGGCUUAGGUGCAGGACAAGGAUAUGGAUCCGGAUUAGGCGGUCAAGGAGGAGCUGGUCAAGGUGGCGCAGCCGCAGCCGCAGCAGCAGCCGGCGGCCAAGGAGGACAAGGUGGAUAUGGUGGAUUAGGUUCUCAAGGAGCCGGUCAAGGAGGAUAUGGAGCCGGACAAGGAGGAGCUGGUGCCGCUGCCGCUGCAGCUGCAGCCGGAGGAGCUGGCGGUGCAGGACGAGGAGGCUUAGGUGCAGGACAAGGAUAUGGAUCCGGAUUAGGCGGUCAAGGAGGAGCUGGUCAAGGUGCCGCAGCCGCAGCCGCAGCAGCAGCCGGCGGCCAAGGAGGACAAGGUGGAUAUGGUGGAUUAGGUUCUCAAGGAGCCGGUCAAGGAGGAUAUGGAGCCGGACAAGGAGGAGCUGGUGCCGCUGCAGCUGCAGCCGGAGGAGCUGGCGGUGCAGGACGAGGAGGCUUAGGUGCAGGACAAGGAUAUGGAUCCGGAUUAGGCGGUCAAGGAGGAGCUGGUCAAGGUGGCGCAGCCGCAGCCACAGCAGCAGCCGGCGGCCAAGGAGGACAAGGUGGAUAUGGUGGAUUAGGUUCUCAAGGAGCCGGUCAAGGAGGAUAUGGAGCCGGACAAGGAGGAGCUGGUGCCGCUGCCGCUGCAGCUGCAGCCGGAGGAGCUGGCGGUGCAGGACGAGGAGGCUUAGGUGCAGGACAAGGAUAUGGAUCCGGAUUAGGCGGUCAAGGAGGAGCUGGUCAAGGUGGCGCAGCCGCAGCAGCAGCCGGCGGCCAAGGAGGACAAGGUGGAUUAGGUUCUCAAGGAGCCGGUCAAGGAGGAUAUGGAGCCGGACAAGGAGGAGCUGGUGCCGCUGCCACUGCAGCUGCAGCCGGAGGAGCUGGCGGUGCAGGACGAGGAGGCUUAGGUGCAGGACAAGGAUAUGGAUCCGGAUUAGGCGGUCAAGGAGGAGCUGGUCAAGGUGGCGCAGCCGCAGCCGCAGCAGCAGCCGGCGGCCAAGGAGGACAAGGUGGAUAUGGUGGAUUAGGUUCUCAAGGAGCCGGUCAAGGAGGAUAUGGAACCGGACAAGGAGGAGCUGGUGCCGCUGCCGCUGCAGCUGCAGCCGGAGGAGCUGGCGGUGCAGGACGAGGAGGCUUAGGUGCAGGACAAGGAUAUGGAUCCGGAUUAGGCGGUCAAGGAGGAGCUGGUCAAGGUGGCGCAGCCGCAGCCGCAGCAGCAGCCGGCGGCCAAGGAGGACAAGGUGGAUAUGGUGGAUUAGGUUCUCAAGGAGCCGGUCAAGGAGGAUAUGGAGCCGGACAAGGAGGAGCUGGUGCCGCUGCCGCUGCAGCUGCAGCCGGAGGAGCUGGCGGUGCAGGACGAGGAGGCUUAGGUGCAGGACAAGGAUAUGGAUCCGGAUUAGGCGGUCAAGGAGGAGCUGGUCAAGGUGGCGCAGCCGCAGCAGCAGCCGGCGGCCAAGGAGGACAAGGUGGAUAUGGUGGAUUAGGUUCUCAAGGAGUCGGUCAAGGAGGAUAUGGUGGUGGUGCAUACAGUGGACAACAAGGUGCAGCAGCAUCGGUUUCCGCUGCAGCGUCACGCCUGUCAUCACCUGGUGCGGCUUCGAGAGUGUCUUCCGCUGUUACGUCUUUGGUAUCAAGUGGCGGCCCAACUAAUCCUGCAGCUUUAUCGAAUACUAUCAGCAAUGUUGUUUCUCAAAUUAGUUCAAGUAAUCCUGGCCUGUCUGGCUGUGAUGUUCUUGUACAAGCUUUACUCGAACUCGUUUCGGCUUUGGUACAUAUUCUUGGUUCAGCUAACAUUGGGCAAGUUAACUCCAGCGCUGCUGGGCAAUCAGCUUCUUUGGUCAGACAAUCCGUAUACCAAGCUCUCUCUUAAGAAAUUGAUGUAAGCUGUCUUUAAUUUUUUGAAUCCCUAACUGAUUUUUUCCAAUAUACUUCUUUUGAAAUAAAAUUAAGAAUUAUUGAAAUA
Argiope bruennichi is the source of this 12277-nucleotide messenger RNA. Its product is annotated as fibroin heavy chain-like. The coding region runs from base 17 to 12184 and encodes 4055 amino acids. NCBI's taxonomy places the organism in Eukaryota, Metazoa, Arthropoda, Arachnida, Araneae, Araneidae. The record is from RefSeq and is a predicted model, not a curated record. The transcript has a single exon.